AUUCAAUAUAAGAUAAGCUCUAUUUUCCAGUCAUUCUCAGAGUGUCGACAACCAUGGGUACUUCUCCACGCACACAUGCCUUAACUCUUUCAACCCUCUUUUUUGUUCUCAUUGUGGCGAUUCUGAUCUCGAUAUCUCAAGCUCGAACCUUAAAGUCUUUCAACAAUUCAAUUUCGAUUAUUUUUGUCUUUGGAGACUCGACGGUUGAUCCAGGAAACAAUAACUACAUAGGCACUCCUUUUAAGAGCAAUUUUCCACCCUAUGGGAGAGACUUUGUUAAUCACACUCCAACCGGAAGGUUUAGCAAUGGGCGUCUCGUGACUGAUUUUAUCGCUUCAUAUUUAGGUGUCAAAGACUAUGUGCCACCAUAUUUGGACCCAACGCUUAGCAUUGAGGAGCUGAUGACUGGAGUUAGUUUUGCCUCAGCUGGCUCUGGGUUCGACCCAUUGACACCGAUGAUUAGCGGUGUAAUUCCAAUGUCUAAGCAACUGGAAUACUUCAGAGAGUAUAAAUGCAAACUGGAGCUAGCUAUUGGAAAGAGAAGAACUACAAUGCUCAUUAACAAAGCUGCAUUCAUUGUUAGCGCCGGUACAAACGAUUUUGUGGUCAAUUAUUUUGGCACACCGAUUCGUCGGCAAAGCUACACUGUCUCUGGCUACCAGCAAUUUUUGAUGCAACUUGUCCGACAAUUCAUACAGGGUUUGUUGAAUGAGGGGGCUCAGAAGAUAGCCAUGGUUGGGCUACCUCCUAUGGGUUGCUUGCCUGAAGUCAUCACCCUUAGUCCAGAUGCAAUAUUUCAUCAACGUCAGUGUGUGCAGUCUUUAUUGUCCAUUGCAAGAGACUACAAUCAAAUACUCCGGAAAAACCUCAAGGCCAUGCACAGUGGUAGCAGCACUAGGUUUUUUUAUGCAGACAUAUACCAACCAUUGAGCAACAUGAUUCAAGGGCACAGUUCUGGUUUUGAAGAGGUUAGCACUGGUUGUUGUGGGAGUGGAUACAUUGAAACUUCAUUUAUGUGCAACUCGGAAUCAGCUGUUUGUAAAGAUGCCUCCAAGUACGUGUUCUGGGACUCAAUACACCCAACUGAAGCAGCAUACUACAUUCUUUUCGAGGCCUUACGUCCAACCAUUGAUAUUGUCUUCAAAGAAUAGCAUGAGAUGAUCAUCGCAUGAACGGUCAUGAUUGAGUAGGCGUGAUUUAAGAAGUGAUUAGGAAAAUUAAAAGAUUUUAUCAUAUGAAAAAUAUAGAGAAUGUAAAACAAUUAAUUGCUUGAAUUAUGCUAGUAAUUAAUUGUUUUAUUUAUUUAUGUCGAUAGAGUGACUAUAUAAACCCGUCAAGAAUCCUAUAUGAUAAUCGAAU
This is a messenger RNA of Ilex paraguariensis (yerba mate), 1359 nucleotides long. NCBI's taxonomy places the organism in Eukaryota, Viridiplantae, Streptophyta, Magnoliopsida, Aquifoliales, Aquifoliaceae. The record is from the annotation of a GenBank genome assembly.